ACUUUCCUCCACACAUCAGGAAGACUCUGAAGCAGGUUGCAAAGCAGCAAAUACAAUGGCAGAUGAGAGCUUUAAAAAGGAGUUUCUUGAUACCCACAAUGCCUAUAGGGCACAGCAUGGUGCACCACCACUGACCUUUAACACUGAGCUGGAUGACGCAGCUCAAAAAUGGGCCAAUCAAAUGCUGGCAAAAAAGAAACUUGGCCACAGUAACACCAAUGAUGGAGAGAACGUCUUCUAUGCAUGGAGCUCUGAAACCAAGAAGCCAACAGUUGUGGUUGGGCAGUACCGCCCAGCUGGUAACAUUACCAAUGCAGGAUACUAUCAGAAAAAUGUGCUCCCAAAAGGAACAGAGUAA
Molecule: messenger RNA, 358 nt
Organism: Neolamprologus brichardi
Lineage: Eukaryota; Metazoa; Chordata; Actinopteri; Cichliformes; Cichlidae
Source: RefSeq, a predicted model, not a curated record